Molecule: messenger RNA, 258 nt
Organism: Strongylus vulgaris
Lineage: Eukaryota; Metazoa; Nematoda; Chromadorea; Rhabditida; Strongylidae
Source: the annotation of a GenBank genome assembly
AUGGCCGAUGUUCUUUUUCAUCAUCGACAUCGUGCCUGCCAGGCGCCUACUGGUAGGAAGGUCGUCUCACCUGGUACCACGCUGAUAUACCGUCGCCGAAGCGGUGGUGGUGGUGGCGGUGAUGGUGAUGAACACCGCCGCCGUCUAAAUGAGCGCCGAACAAUCGGUGGCGGUGGCGGCGGCGACAGGGACGGCAAUCGGUGCCGAAAUGUGCCAAGUUGGGUCCAGUCGUUGUUCGUCUCGUCUCGUUCCAUCGAG